Messenger RNA from Xiphophorus hellerii (green swordtail), 4078 nucleotides. Its product is annotated as P2Y purinoceptor 1-like. Gene Ontology annotation, biological process: G protein-coupled receptor signaling pathway. Gene Ontology annotation, molecular function: neuropeptide receptor activity. The record is from RefSeq and is a predicted model, not a curated record. Lineage: Eukaryota; Metazoa; Chordata; Actinopteri; Cyprinodontiformes; Poeciliidae. Gene Ontology annotation, cellular component: membrane. The transcript is spliced from 2 exons. The coding region runs from base 1399 to 2397 and encodes 332 amino acids.
AUAUUUGUUUUGAUUCAGGUGCACUGGAGGUUCAUUAGCCAGAUUUUAGCACUUUAGGUUCCUCUGGACUUGAUAAAGCACUACUCAAAUACCAGUAAUUUAUAUUUACCACUCUAAAUUCUCUGUUAUGUUCUUUUUUUCUUCAGAUGUUAAAGCUGAGUUGGGUUGACUGCAGGAUCCAUUGUCUGCUACAUAAUCCAAGUGUGUUCAAGGUUAAAGAUUUACUGAAACCAGCAACUUGAGGACAAGUUUUACAUGUCACAACAUAGCAAGAAAAAAAAUGUUUCUGUAGAAAUGGGCGUGACCUAAAUACUUGUUAGGAAGUGGAUGAAAGAAUGAACUCACACACUGUUAUUCUCAACCUGCACACAUAUACAGAAUUGACACCAUUUUUCUCCAAAAUGUUGGAAUUUAUUUACAAAAAAUACUUGAGGCAACAAACUGUUUAGCUAGAUUUGCAACAUUCAACUAAAUGAAAGAGAUAAGGAAAACUAAAUCAUUAGAAGUAAAAAACAACAAAUACCAGCUUUAAAACGGGUUAGUUGACUCUUUACUCUUCAGUGACUUACUCUACUAGCAGCAGUCAUGUGACAAAACUGAUUUCUCUAAGAAGAUGUAUAAAAAUGUUGUAUAUUGUAUAAAAAUGUAAAGAAUUUACCAAAGUGGUUCUGCAAACUUGAGCAAAGGAUACCGAAAUAGAGGCUUUGAGUGGCGCAUCAAAGAUGUCCACUGAGUAAGCUGUUAUAUGGUCAGCAUCCAAACAUUUCAUCAAAUACAUUAGAAUGUUGUGUUUCAAAGACUUAAAGGUGCUUCAUUGUCACUAUAAACCUUGAUUUAUUAUUAUCUUCCAAUUUGGUUUGAUUUUGCAUUAGCUCCUGCUAAAAGUGUCAGAUCCUGCUAAUGUUGUUUGCUGUAGCUACUAUAGUAUAUCACAAGAAUGUGAUCUACAUAGCAGAUAGCUGAUCACGCCUGUUUGCUUGAACAGAUAUGUUGUAAAUAACGGCACACGAAAACUUUGAGGCAGUUUGUCUCAAUCCAGGCGUUUUGUGAGCUGUCUCAUCAGCCUCCAUAACUUUGACUACAUUUUAUUUUAUUUUUAACUCUCUGUGAAACAUUGUGAGACUGAGACAAUAUUGGUCAAUUAUUCUUAACAUGUGUUUCAGUUUUAUUGCCAGUUUCACUGCAGCCUGCUAUAAAAAGUUAUCUGACAAUUUUUGACAGGAAGAGCCCUGCUGAAAGGCUCUCAUGGUUGUUUUAAUUUGAGCUGAUAAAUUUAGCUACAGCUGAACUUGAGUUUAAAGAGGAAGUUAUUUAAGUUGUUUUCGUCAACUCCACCUUCAUUUUGUGAGCAGAGCCUCAGAGGAGAAGAGCUGAACUAACUUGGAUCUGGAAGACAAAAUGAAUACAUCCACCUGCACUCAACCCAAUAAGAAAUUAUUUGAACAUACAAUCCUGCCUGCUCUCUACAUCUUGGUGUUUGUUGUUGGAUUGGUCCUGAAUGUAUGGGGAAUGAAGUCUUUGCUUCACAACUGGAAGAAACUUCGGAGUAUUAAUAUUCUUGUUCUCAACCUUGGACUAGCAGACAUUUUGUAUCUGCUGAAUCUCCCCUUUCUCAUCGUUUACUACUUUAAAGGAAACAAAUGGAUCUUUGGAGAUGGAUUCUGCAAGGUAACAAGAUUCUGCUACAACCUUAAUUUAUACGGCAGCAUCGGGUUCCUCACCUGUAUAAGUGCGUACCGGUACCUGGCUGUUGUCCAUCCAAUGAGAGUGAUGGGGAGAUUAACUACGACUGACUCUGUGGUCAUCUCGGUAAUUAUUUGGAUUCUGGUGAGUGUUCAGAGUAUUCCAGACAUGUUCUAUCCAAAAACAUAUCCAAACGGAUCAAAAUGCUUUGACACCACCUCUUAUGAACAUAUUGAGAGUUACCUGGAUUAUACCAUCGCAUGGACAUUCGUUGGAUUCUGCAUCCCUUUUGUCACUUUUGUAGGUUGCUAUGGACAUGUGACUGUUGUUAUCUGCCGUUCAGAUAUGAUGAAAAAAACCCAGAAACGACAAAUCUUAAAACUGAUGGCUCUAGUGAUUCUUCUCUUCUCGCUUUGUUAUGCGCCCUACCAUAUUUUCAAGUACCUCAGCCUGUAUUCCAGAGUUCUGCGUAAGCAGAGAACAUGCCCCAAAUGGGACUCUGGAGUCUUUAUUGCCCGCCAGGUAACCCGUGGUCUUGUGAGCCUACACAAUGCUCUUAACCCGCUGGUUUACCUGUGUCUAUAUGAGGAAAUGGUUUCUCAGUUCAGGCAGCUGCUGAGGGGGGGGCACCAGAUUUUCAGUCGUCGUUUCAAGUCAAAAUCCAGCUCCGUGCCGGUAUCACAGGCUGAGCAAGAAGCUGGAAGUGAUUUAUGACAGCAAGUAAUGUUUUGUCAUGAAUUAAAUUGCAACAAAUAAUGUGAUGUCAAAAUGGUGUAAUCCAGUUCAAUGUGUAAUCUCUUUUUAACCCAUUCAUUGUCAAAAGUAUAAAGUUUUUGAACACGUGUUUGACUCACUGUAGUUCAGAGAAUAGAAUACUUUUCGACCAAAAUGAUGACUGCAGUUCUUUCAACCUUCCACACUAUUUCUUCCUACUGACGAAGUGUAUUUUUGUUUUUGUAUGAACACUGCAUACUUCCUGUUUUAUAAAGUUCAUGGUAAAUUUUUCCAGGAAACCAUGUUGGUUAGUUUAAAGACAUGCUUAAUAAUAAUAUCAAGCAUGUCUUUAGUGAAUCAUACUGCGUAGACUAUGCUGAACGUCAUAGAAAUUUAAAUUGAAGUCUAAAUAACAUGUAAAAAAAAUUCAUUAUAUUAUAAAAGAAUGUAUUGGCUGGUUUUAUGUUGUUUUGUCAUAAACAUUACAUAACAUAUGGACUAUUUUUUUGUCUGGAAUAUAUUUGUUUUAUUACAUCUACUACAAUUGCAUGUAUAACAACAAUACUCACAUUUUAAUUUUUCUUUUUAACAUAUUUUACCCUUAUAUUUUUAAUAUCACCAUUGUAUUGAAGAAAAAAGUUGUUAAGCAUGGUGGUGGUAGCAUCAUACUGAGGUUAUUUUUGCUGCUGGUAAAUUGAACCCUUUCAGAAUUAGAGGAAAUCCAUAACAAAUUCAAGUAUUUGUAGUUAAAAAAAAGAGAAAGUUUUACUGUCCAUAAUCAGUCCAACAUAAAAAGGCUUCAAAUGAAUCUUUGAUUGACUAUGUUUAUAAAUAUGAGUACGUUUGAAUACCUGAUCUUUGUGCUAUUUUAUUUAUAUGUGAAAUAAAAAUGUGAACAAACUUUCAUAUACAGACAGUUUGAGUUCAUAGCUGCGUAAUAGACACACCCAAGUUCCAAAAAAAGAUAAGUGUGUGGUUUAUAAAGUUCAUGGUGAAUUUUUCCAGGAAACCAUGUUGGUUAGUUUACGCGUAAGAAAAUAAUUAUAUUAAGCAUGUCUUUAGUGAACUACAGUGUUAAAAACCAACCUAGGCUUCGCAUUCAAGAUUAGGUUUGAUUAGACUAUGCUGAGCGUCAUAGAAAUUUAAAUUGACGUCUAAAUAAGAUGUUAAAAAAAAUCCUUAUAUUAUAAAAGAAUGUAUUGGUUUUAUGUGGUUUUGUCAUAAACAUUACAUAACAUAUGGAAUAUUUCUUUAUCUGUAAUUUAUUUUUUCUAUGUACUAAAAUUUACAUCUACUAGAAUUGCAUGUACAACAAAACUCAUUUAAUUUUUUUCUUUUUAACAGAUUUUACCCUUAGAUUGGUAAUAUCACUGCUUUGAAGAAAAAGAUUGUAAACAAUGUACCAACUGUUAAGCAUGGUGGUGGUAUCAUAACACUGAGGUUAUUGUUGCUGCUGGUACAUUGGACCCUCUCAGAAUGAGAUUAAAUCCACAACAAAUUCAAGGGAUUUGUAGUUAAAAUGUUAGUUAAAACAAAAGUAUUGCUGUGCAUAACCAGUCCAACAUGAAAAGUCUUCUGAUCAAUCUUUGAUUAAUUAUGUUUAUAAAUAUGACUAUGUUUACAUUUCUGGUCUUUGUCCUAUUUUAUUCAUACUUGAAAUAAAAAUAAAAAUGUGAACAAA